AGAACGUGUAAGUGUGAGCAGCUCUGUUCAGUUAAGGAUAGGCCUAUUUAUCUUCUCUUCUCUUCACUAAGUAACAGAGAUAUUGAAUUUAUGAUCCAUAUUGUUAGAUUUUUUUAAUUACUACUUUAUGCAUAAACAUACCCAGCCACAAAAAACAUUAAAGCUAUCACAUGACUCACAUACUGUCCAUUUUUGCUAAUUUUGGCCUUCGUAAUAGUUUUUACAUAAACAAAUAGAAGAGACACACUGUAACUGUAAAGAUACUAAUAUACUAAUAUUAAUAAAAGGUUAUUUAUAACACCGUUAAGGUCCUAUAUAGCAUUUUCAAAUCAUGGUUCUUUAUGGAACCUUAUAAAAAGGGUUCUAUUUAGCACCAAAAAGGGUUCUGCUAUUGUUACAAGCCGAAGAACCCUAAUUUGGUACUGUUUAGAACCAUUUUUCUUAAAAGUGUGGUAAUUAAAUUUAAAAUUAUAAUCGAGGGAAAGUAAAAUGGCAUAGCAUAACUGAAAGUUUCAGAAAGAGUAAUAUCAGAAGAAAGUUGAGAGGGCGACACCAAGACCAAAUGGGUAAAACCAGAGUAGCAGAGUAAAAGAAAUAUAGUGUCUGUAUGCAAAUUCAGUGGCCAAGCAAAAAGGCCAACGCCGUUUGGAGGACUGAACCAAUAGUGUAGCUGGCUUGUGUUGCCUGGUCUCCUUUUACAGCUUCCUGCCAUGUAUGCUAUUUUAAAGAGACACAGCUGCACCUGACAAUUUCCUGCAGAGAGGGCAGGGCUGUACGCUGAUCUCCACAAACAGAGAGCGAGAGAGAGAGAGAGAGGAGAAGAGAAAAGGCGAGAGGAGAGAGAGAGCAGACAGAUGAGUGAAAAGCGGCAUCACUUCUGAGACAAUCUGCGGCACUGGGGGUCAUAAGCAAGUCUGCUUUUCAUCAGCAGGGUCUGCUCAACUGACACAGUGUAAGCAAAGUGACGGACUGCAUUGAAGUGACAGUGUGUGUUCCAUGGAGACAGAAAAUCGGGGGAUCAAUAGCACUGGAAUACAGCCAAUGCUGGGAUUUUAUUUCUACAAAGGGUACUAAAGCAAUCCAAGUGGACUGCUGGGACAUGUGGCAUCUGUGAAGAUCAGACGGAAAACACAAAGAGACACCUAUAGGAGACGCUUCUGAAGGCACAGUUCUCCGUAACUCAGCUCCAUCAUCUAGAACUGGUGGUUUCAUUAAGAACAAGAACCUCUUUUGGAAUCCAGGACAUUUGUUUUGGCUUCACUUGUGUUGAGUUCUCUGUUAUUGGAACAGGAUCUCUGUGUCGUGCAUUGUUUUAGUCAGGAGGGAAUGGUUGAUCUCCAGGUCGGACGUGAGGCCUGCUGGUUCCCAUGAAGAGGUUUGGCAGUUUGCGUCGGACAAAGAGGCGCAAGGACGACGAGCUGCUCACCGGGAGACAGCAGUCAGAGUCGGCAUGUCCAUCUGGCUCUGGGCUUUCGACUCCCCCCACCACCCCGACGCAGAGUCCAGUUCCACCGGUCUUCCCUAUAGAGACCCCCAGUCCUACGGAGCGUGUGGAGGAACGCCGCUCCCGCUCUCUCUCGUCUCCCCCUGACACAGGUCAGCGCUUCAGCCUGAGCACCUCCACCACCAAACCCCCUAUCGCCUUGUACGCCUUUAACUCUACCUCACGCCAGAGCUGCGUACUUGCUGAAGGCAUGCUGGAAAAACUUGAACUUGAUGAUGAAGCUGCUGAAGAGCCAGACAGUGAUAUUUACAUGCGCUUUAUGAAAUCCCACAACUGCUAUGACCUUAUCCCCACCAGUUCCAAGCUAGUGGUUUUUGACACUACACUACAGGUAAAGAAAGCUUUCUUUGCCUUGGUUGCUAAUGGAGUUCGAGCUGCCCCAUUAUGGGAAACGAAAAAGCAAAGUUUUGUGGGAAUGUUAACCAUCACAGACUUCAUCAUCAUACUUCACAGAUACUACAAAUCACCACUGGUGCAAAUAUAUGAACUGGAGGAGCAUAAAAUUGAGACUUGGAGAGAACUUUACUUGCAAGAAACGUUUAAACCCUUAGUCAACAUAUCUCCAGAUGCAAGUAUAUUUGAUGCUGUUUACUCACUCAUCAAAAAUAAGAUCCAUCGUUUGCCAGUGAUUGAUCCAGUCACAGGAAACGCCCUGUAUAUCCUCACUCACAAGAGAAUCCUCAAGUUUCUGCAGCUCUUUGUGUGUGAGAUGCCUAAACCAGCCUUCAUGAGGCAGACUCUGGAGGAGCUGGGCAUUGGCACGUACAGCAACAUUGCUUUCAUUCACCCAGAUACACCCAUUAUUAAAGCACUGGGCAUGUUUGUGGAAAGGAGAGUGUCUGCCCUGCCAGUGGUGGAUGUCACAGGAAAGGUUGUGGACAUUUACUCCAAAUUUGAUGUCAUUAACCUGGCUGCUGAGAAGACAUACAAUAAUCUGGACAUCACCGUGACUCAGGCUCUGCUGCAUCGCUCACAGUACUUCGAGGGGGUUAUGAAGUGUUAUCGGCACGAGACCCUGGAGACCAUAGUGAACAGGAUUGUCAAAGCUGAGGUGCACAGGCUGGUAGUGGUGGAUGAUAACUCCAGCAUCGAGGGCAUCAUCUCCCUGUCUGACAUCCUGCAGGCGCUGGUACUCACCCCCGCAGGUAGAUGCAGAAUGGGCAGUGUGACUGAAUGACAAGACAUACAACUUUUUGGAGGUGAAAGAGAAACACAAGAAAUUCAGAGAACCAAAAAAGUCCAGCCUGCAUUCCUGGAUACGGAGAAGAGGACAGCUGAAAGCAUUUUAAAUGCUCAUUGAAGGGCUGAAAAUUGUGCCGGGCUGAAUGAAACCAUUUGAAUCUGCAGCUGAAGGAAUGGACGUGAUCAUAAUGCACACAUUACUGGACAUGUUUACGGUGGGCCAGUCGUGAGAAUCUGCCGCUAUACUGUACACUGCUUUAAAUGCUGGGCAUGUUUGCCUGGUCGUGCUGCUGGUUUUAGAGGCCUUCGCUGACAGAGCUAUAUCAGGCACAGGGAGGAAGUCUCCUUUUGUGUUCUAGCUGGGUCUGCGUUAUAUCAUCAGGCACAGAAAUCCACUCUUGGCUGAGUGUUUGACGUGGAAAUUUGCCUUAAAUGAGACCUCAGUGAGAGCUGAUUGGAAAGGUUAGCAGAGACCCACAGGUGUGCGUGUAAAAGCAGGUUCGUGAUUCUUGAGCAAUAGGCAAAAAUUGCUGUUGGUUAAAAGAACCUGCUAGUAAAUGGUGCAAAUGUAGACUCUGUAGUCAUGUGGCCAUUAUAUUUCACCUCGAAAUGAAUAUAUAUAUAUAUAUAUAUAUAUAUAUAUAUAUAUAUAAAAUACACACACCAUUAUUUUCAUAACAAUUAUGUAAUAUUGAAUAAUGCAGUAAUUAUUUUCAGAAUUCUCAUUAGUUAGUCAAAAAAAAACAUUGUUCUUUUUGUCUUUUAAAUUCUGCAUAAAUUACAGGCAUUAGAACAAGAGCUAUAAUAUAUUCAUAUUUAAACUAUACAAUUGUAAAGUGUACAGUAAAGAGAAUAAGACAGUAAUUAAAAUAGCAGGGAAAUGUACUUAAUUGUCAUGAAAAUAAUGUAACGAACAAAAAAAAAAAUCUGAGGUCCUAAAAAAAGAGCCAUCCUUUUUUGUUUCUUUCAAUUUUGAGGUGAUAUGACCUGGACAUAUUCUUGAAUGAGAUACAUCUGAAUACUGUUGAUUUGCCUGUCAGCACUGGCCUAUUAGGCUAAUAUGUCUACUGUAUGAAUUGUUUUUCACCUUGUUAGUCAGUGGCAUAAUGAAUGUACUACCACACCGCGUACACACUGGCUGUCAUUGGCUAUAUUUUUACUGGAACAAAGAAUGUGUAAUGAAAAGAGACUAUAUACAGAGCCUUAUUUUUCUAUCAUGACUAUCUCUAGUGUUUGGCUUGUGUGGGAAACCAUGUGCACUACCUGUCUUAAUGCACUAAAAGAGCAUGAAUGUCAAAGCUUGCAGUUUCAAAAAUGGCCACGCAUCUUUGCACCCCAGUGAUAUGCUGAGCUACUGUAAAUACAACAUGUCAUGUAAUGGGUUCAAAACUGAUAAAUCAUGUAUUAUUUGAUUGCAUUUUUCAUUAUUAUAACUGCUGUCAGUGAAAUUUAAGACUGUUCUGUCCAGAAAGAAAGAAAUGUACAUUUUUGUACACAGAAAUGACACUAUUAUAUUUUUUAUGUGGUUGAGCUAAAAUAUAUUGAUAAUGCAUUAA
Messenger RNA from Ctenopharyngodon idella (grass carp), 4242 nucleotides. RefSeq names its product protein kinase, AMP-activated, gamma 2 non-catalytic subunit b (gene prkag2b). The record is from RefSeq and is a predicted model, not a curated record. The transcript is spliced from 14 exons. NCBI's taxonomy places the organism in Eukaryota, Metazoa, Chordata, Actinopteri, Cypriniformes, Xenocyprididae. Bases 1368 to 2681 code for a protein of 437 amino acids.